Molecule: messenger RNA, 1418 nt
Organism: Lactuca sativa (garden lettuce)
Lineage: Eukaryota; Viridiplantae; Streptophyta; Magnoliopsida; Asterales; Asteraceae
Product: glutathione S-transferase T1
Source: RefSeq, a predicted model, not a curated record
UACCGCAGUAGAGGUUACUAGAGAGUAGAUUCAGAUCGGAGAAGAAUUGAAGCAGAUUUAAAUCGAACCAAAAUCGAAAACUUAAACCCAGAUCGAACUAUCAUCCUCUGCAAUGGAAUUGAUUUGGACUCUCCUCUUCUCCUUUUCCGGCAGUGUCUCCAUGUACGGUUUGGAUUCAAAGAACGGAGAAGAAACAAAUUCAACGUUUCCAGCGACGAGAUCGUCUCCAUCGUGUCAGUUCAAAUAUUUAAUCACAAAGCUGAGGCAAAUCUUGGAAUUAAUAAUUGCAAGUGUCGUAUCCACUUGCUGAAGAAUAAAUCCCAUUAUACUUUCUAUACACUUGUGAGAACGUUCACAGUUUUAGCCUCAUGGGUCUCGUGGCACAUAAAAUAAUCAAAGAUCAUGUCAGUGUUAAAAAAAAUUAAUUCCUGGAUCCAUAUUAAUUAUCAAAAUCAGCUUCAACUUGGAUACAUCAAGCUCCAAACAUCUGAUUUGAUCUGCGCAUGCGCCAUUGAUUCCUGAGAAAGAGAGAAACUAAUUAACAUGGCGCUGAAAGUAUAUGUUCAUAGAAUUUCUGAACCAUCUCGUGCAGUUCUCAUCUUCUGCAAGAUAAACGGGAUAGAUUUUGAGGAAAUUCAAGUGGAUGUCUUGAAAGGCCAGCAUUUCUCCCCUGAAUAUAUGUAUAUAUUCAGUCCCAUGCGCCAAAUUCCGGCAAUAGUUGAUGGACAUUUGAAGCUGUUUGAAAGUCACGCCAUUCUUAUCCAUUUAUCUUCUUCGUUUCCUGGAGUGGCUAGUCACUGGUAUCCUGUUGAUCCAUCCAAAAGAGCUAAGAUUCAUUCCAUUUUAGAUUGGCAUCAUUCAUAUCUUCGACGUGGUGCAGCUGGACUUGUAUCCAACAGUAUCCUGUUACCACUAAAUGGCAUCCCUUCAAACCCUAAUAUAGUAAUUCAAGCUGAAGAGAUACUCUUGAGAUCUUUGUCUAAGUUAGAAAAUGUUUGGUUAAAAGAUGAAAGGUUUAUGGGUGGAAGCACUCAACCAUCAAUUGCUGAUCUCAGUUUAGCAUGUCAAGUCAUGCAACUUGAGCUUUUGAGUGAGGAGGAUUACCAUCGUAUAUUAAGCCCUUACAAGAAAGUGAAAAAGUGGAUUGAAGACGUUAGGAGUACGACUAAACCUUAUUUUGAUGAAAUUCAUGAGUAUCUUUUUGAAUCCCAAAAUGGAAUUCGAGAGCUAAUGGCAACACAAUCGGGGAAAAAGAAAGUAAGGGCCAAGAUCUGAGAUCACUUUUAACCUUAUUCAUUCAAUAAAACUUUUCAAGAUUAUGUAACCAUCAUUAAAAUUUAAUUACCUAGAUUAAACACAAACACAUCAUCUUAGAUGCUUCAGCUACAUGGUAGAGCAGUAUUUUACAUCGUGUGGAC